Molecule: messenger RNA, 1845 nt
Organism: Penicillium cinerascens
Lineage: Eukaryota; Fungi; Ascomycota; Eurotiomycetes; Eurotiales; Aspergillaceae
Exons: 2
Coding region: 1-1845 (614 amino acids)
Source: RefSeq, a predicted model, not a curated record
AUGGAUAGCAGAUACGCGAUUAUCCAUGAAAGUUCCGACCCUGUACCUGAUGAUCUCGUGACGUCCAUAGUCACAAACAGAGCAGAUGAUGAUCACCCUACUCCGAGAAAGUCCCCUCAAUCGUCAUCCUGGAGACGAAACACAAAAGAAGGCACCACAUACGCUUCAAUUCCCAUUAUAGCAUUGGAUGAGCUCAACCAUACAGCCGACGGUAGCCAAUUUUCACACUCAAUUGAAGUCUUCGCUGGAGCAGAGCCUCAAGAUCUACCUUCGGUCGACAUCGGGUCUGAUACCAAAUUGCAGUGCCUUCUCGCGAUAGCCUUUGGGGUAGUGUGCUUUUCGGCCUGUAUUAUCUGCAGCAUUGUCUUCUUGUCGACUAGGGCCGAUAUAAUGGUUUAUCUACCAAAUGGCUUACCUGGCGAGGCCCUCUCCUUUAUCGUCAAUAUCAUCCUCACCCAAUGUCUGGAAGGCUUAGCGUAUGUUCAUUCAAUAUCUCUUCGCUGGGCCCUUCUCAAGGAGAAUCGACUCGUAUUCAACACCAACAUUCGCUUGAUCACUAGCUCGAGUAUCUCGAGGCCUAAUAGCUGGUACAUCAACUCCAUCUCAGCGAUGCUUCUGAUUCUUUGCUAUGGGGCUACUUCAACGCUUGUCAUGCCCCGAUUCAGCUUAGAUAUGGGCACAUCUUACGAGUCGCACUUGAACCUGAUCGCCUUGCUGGCACUUGGACUCGCUCUGUUCGGUCAAACCCUGCUCGCCGUCUGGUGCUAUUAUGACAAUCUUCGCGAUAUUCCCUCGUGGAGCUCAAACCCAUUGAACACUACAAUCACCAUGAUGAACCAACAGUCUGUACAACAUAGAGAAGGCCGCUGUAUAGGCUCGGUUCAGGUCCGAGAGACGUCAGAGGCAAGACCAAUGCUCCCGCAUACGAAACAGCCGAGUCAAUGGCAAAUCAGCACUUCCGCAAGGCACGCUAUGAUAUUCAUCUGGGCACUGACUGGAUUAUCUAUCGUCUGGUUCUUGAUAAUUGUCCUCGUCGCACGAUCCAACAUGAUAAGUACGAUCAAUGAAGUCCACCCUCAGGCCAAUUCGAUAUGGCCGUCGACGUGGCAUUUUUCAUUGGCUUGGAAACCUUCUGCAAACCUCAUUGUGGGGAGUAUAUCCAUGACUACCUACUUCAACGCGGUUUUCUUCAGUCUGGAUUAUAUCGAGCCGAUGUCUUUCAUUUCUGCACUUAUCGUCAGUCUUCUGUUUGUCUGCAUAAUCCAAGGGUUGCAAACUCUUGGGCUCCACUGUGCAGAGCUCACCAUCAAUCUAUCCCGAGAUGAAGAUGUAUGGAGAGAUCUUGACGCUCAAGGCCACCCUGGCCGCACAAAAAAUGUUCUCGCGACCCCUCCCUUCCUAGCUGCCCUGAUGAGCUGGAAGUACGGCAUGCUCAUAAUCUUUAAAUCCCUUCUGCAUUGGCUGCUCGGUCAGUCUACGCAGUCUUCCUUCUCUGCUUUUCCUGGACCAGAGAGGGUUUGGUUCACCAUGAACUACGCUCGUUUGUUCGUUUACGUUAUCUGCACCACUGCAUUUGCGUCAGCUCUUAUGUUUCUUACGCUCAAGAAGCCGAAAGGCCCCCAGCCGGCAACGUACGGUCAUAUACAGACUCUUGCAGACGUUAUUGACGACUGGACCUUGGACAAAAAUGGACAGUUUUGGUGGGGAGACAAAGGCUGUAGGGAACAAGUUCGGCACGCUGGGAUGAGUUCUCGGAAGGAAGAUCUGGGACCGAUACAUAUGAAUGCUCGCUAUGCUGGUGAGGUGAGUAGCAGAUGCCUUUAUAUUCGGAAGGCAGAGUGCUAA